Molecule: messenger RNA, 1203 nt
Organism: Emiliania huxleyi CCMP1516
Lineage: Eukaryota; Haptophyta; Isochrysidales; Noelaerhabdaceae
Exons: 4
Coding region: 37-1203 (388 amino acids)
Source: RefSeq, a predicted model, not a curated record
CUCGUGUCGCGACUUUUGAACCACUAUAACACGUAUAUGGUGUCUGUUGUGCUCGACGGCGCCGAGGCGACGUCCGCCUACGUCCCACCUCACCGGCGGAAUCGUCGCGCGGCGGCGGCGUCAAAGAGUCGUCCUGCGCUUCGCGUGGCAGCUGGCAAUCCGCCCGGGUGGCUCUCCGCCUGCGCGUGUGGCAGGGCGGGUGCUCAAAUGUCGAUAUACCCUUCCGCGGAUGGGCACACCGUGGUUCCAGAGAGCGGCCGGAGCCUGCUCGGCACGACAGCGCAGUUCUGCUCGUCCUUCUACCACAUCGAGCCGACGCCCGAGGGAGACAUUCCGGAGCGCUGUCUGAGCGUCGCCGCGGGUGGGCCGCCUUGCCCUCGCAAGACUGUCAUCUGCGUGGCCCGGCUGCAGACGCAGCCGAGACGGUCUGGCCAGGACCAAGCCGUCGCUGCACCUUCUGCCACCGACACCAGUGCUGUGCACGGCCUGGCGGCCAGCACUGCCACCCUGUCCUUGUCGGGCGCCGCCCGCCAAACGGCCGCUUGCACCGCCGCCGCCGCCUCCUCCGCGGAUGCUUCUGCUCCCGCAGCUGCCGACGCGCGCUGGAGCGACCUGUACAUCGCUCGCUACUCCAACUGCUGGAGGGGCUCCUCCGAGUCCAACGUACACGCCGAGCAGUUUCUCCUCCAAGACGAGGACCUGCGGAGCGCCAUUGCCGCGCUGGCCUCGGCGGCGACGCCGGGGACGAUCGGCGGCGAUGGCGGCGACAGCGGCGGCGAUGGCGGCGGCGGCGGGCGGCGGCACCGGCACCGGCUGCUGCUGUACCUGACCUACCAGCCGUGCCACCACUCUGGCGGCCACUCGAGGCGCCUGCUCGGAGAGCACUCGACCUCGUGCACGUCGCUGCUGUGCGCGUUCGUGCGGGAGGUGCUCGCGCUGCUUCGGAGGGAGGGGGUGGCGCUGCAGAGCCUCUCGCCCGCAGACUGGGCGUGGCUUGUCUCGCACUGCGACGCGCCGACGCGGGACGCUUGGGCGCGCGGCGCGCCGCCCUUUGGCGCGGCGGUGGCGGGGGAGAGGAGCCGAUUGGACGCCUUUGUUAGCACCGCACUUGUGAGAUACGGCGGCGACGAGGAUGAGACUGGUGCCAUGCCUCUCUCGUGCGAACCCUGCGCCGGAGGCCCUCUGAGUACAACACGUGAUUGA